CAUUGCUUGGAAGUUGCUUUCCGCGUGCUAACUACUUCUAUCGCAGCCUUCCUGCCUACCAAAAACGACUCCAAGCGCUUUCGCUUUGCCUUUUUGCCACCACCAUGGCGUCGUCGUUGUCGUCUUCCUCGUCGAGCGGUGGCACAAAACCAGCAUCAUCAACAGCACCGACAGCACCAGACACCACCACCACCAACAACAAAACCAACAACCCUCGGCCGCUGCUCCGGGACGCCUUUCUCGCGCUGGAGGCAUCGAGCUCUCGCAGCGGGGUCUUUCUCCUGGACGGGGGCACCGGCGAGGAGCUCUUCCGCAGGGGGGUUCCCGACGAUCGCAGGCUGUGGAGYGCCACGGCCCUGCUGCCGGCGCACGAGGCCUACCAGAGCGUCCUCGGGGACGUCCACGCCUCCUUUCUCGAAWGCGGCUCGAACGCCRUCACCACCAACAGCUACGGGGUGGUGCCCGGGGUGGGCCUCGGGGCGGGAGAAAUCGAGGACCUCGCCGACCGGAGCGGAUCCAUUGCCCGGCGUGCCGUGCARGAGCAUURCCGCGAUCACGGGCACGGCGAUCCMCCCCUCCCGGACGCCCGCUUCGUCCUGGGAUCCCUCGGGCCGCUGGUGGAGUCCUACCGGCCGGACCUCCUCCUCCCCCGCCGCGAGGGGGUGGGGCACUACGAGCGGGCCUGCCUGGCGCUGGCCCCCCACGCCGACGCCUUUCUCGCCGAGACAAUGUCCUGCGUGGAAGAGUCCCUCCAGGUCCUGGGGGGGCUGGCGGAAGCGGCCGCGAAGCGGCCCCCCCCYGGGGGCCACGGCUGGCCGCUGCUGGUGUCGUACUCGCUCGGGUCCGGGGGGGACUUCCGGGACGGCGAGGACCUUUCGAGAGGCCUGCGGCGGAUUCUGGAACGCGCGGGGGAGCAACGGCCCGGCGUCGAGUGUAAGACGGUGUCUUGUGUUGUGAYUGUGGCUGUGAUUGUGAUWGUGUUGUAGUGUAUGUCAAYAGAGGGAGCUGUUUUGGAUGAACUAACACGGCGGAUUCCUUCGCUCUGUUCCCGAUGAUUGCCCAGUGCUUGCCAUUCUCUUCAACUGCUGCGGACCGGAAGCGAUCACCAGGGCCCUCGAGAGGAUCCAUGCCGACGCGGACCUGAUCGACGCUCUGSGGCGCGACGGCAUACUGCUGGGCGCCUACGCCCACACGCUGACGGACAUUGAUCCGAACUGGACGCUGGCCGGAUCGGAGGGGCCCCAGCCCGCCCGAACCGAUCUUGGUGAGAAACGAUACUGGGAGGAUUUUGUCAGGGUGUGGAUCGACGACUUUGGCAUUCGGAUCSUGGGGGGAUGCUGCGGAAUCACCCCGGAACACAUAUCGUAUAUAUCGGAGGAGCUCAGGAAGAGGAACCAAAAGCUAUAGGUUUAUUCYCGARUAUGUCUUGCCAGAUAGAUCAACCGAUUGAAUCCGGUGGCGAAAAAUUGGGAUUUCUCUUUUUUUCGGAUCGAAAAUACUAGCACAAUUGUUGACGGAACGCGGCGCUUUUCUGGGAUAGRAAGCAGGRUAUAUUGUGCGACGUGUGCCUCUCGCUUUUCUGUCGCAUAGUUUUCUAGA
This is a messenger RNA of Pseudo-nitzschia multistriata, 1599 nucleotides long. The record is from the annotation of a GenBank genome assembly. NCBI's taxonomy places the organism in Eukaryota, Bacillariophyta, Bacillariophyceae, Bacillariales, Bacillariaceae.